CGCCGCGUCACGUGAGCCGGCGGCGGCGAUGCCCAAGUACUGCCGGGCCCCGCACUGCUCCAACGUGGCGGGACAGGCCCGGCCGCCCGCCCGCCGCCUCAGCUUCUACAAGUUCCCGCUGCACGACGCGACGCGGCUCCGGCAAUGGCUGACGCAGAUGCGCCAAGAGAACUGGGUGCCCACCCGCCACCAGCACCUCUGCAGCGACCACUUCGAACCCUCCUGCUUCCAGUACCGCUGGGGCGUGCGCUACCUGCGGCCCGACGCCGUCCCCACCAUCUUCCCCCUGAAACAGGAGAGUCCCAACACAUCGCCGGGCACCACCCAACCUAAGCAGCCCCUCCUGACGAGUGAUGCGGAGCCGGUGACACCGGAACGGUCACCGAUCCCCAAAACCACCGCGCCAGAGGCCGUGACCGUCGCCCUGGAGCCCGAUUCGGCCACGGCGCCACCGUCGCUCGACCCUCUGGGCGUGGUGGAGCCGGCUGACGGCUCUGAGGGGGUCCCCUCCCACCCGCAGCCGUCUCCGGACCGCGUCACCGCGCUGUCGCCGUCCCCGCCGCAGACGGACGACGCGGCCGUCGAGCUUCCCGCCGCCAGCCCGCUGCCGUAUUUCAAGCCGGUCCCCGCGACGCCGGCUACCGUGCCGGAAACCAUCGUGUCCUCUGCCCUCACGUUACCGAUCGUUUCCACCAUCCCCAUCGUGUCGAAAACCGCGCCGUCGACGACGUCGCCGCCGGGCGAGCUGAGCACCGAGGAACUCGUCGCCGUGGUGCUGGUACUCCAGAGGAAGGUGAAGGUGCUGCAGCAACGCCAACGGCGUCACCGCGCCCGGCUGGAGGCCAUGGAGGGGUUGGCGGAGCAGCUGCGUCGCAAGAGCCUGCGCUCCAAGGAGAGGCUCGAGCUGGUGGGUGACGGCGGGGGCGCGCUGGGGACGUCGCGUGGGCGGGCGGUGUGACGUCAUUCCAAAGCGGGUGACGGCGUUGCACGAGGGGCGUCGCCCCGUGGCGUGUCCCUGAGUUGGGGACGUCCCCUCUGUCCCUGUGUUGUCCCCCCGCCAUCCUCCAGGCCUGUCUGCAGCUGGGCCGGUGACACCGGAUCCCGCCGGCGCCGACAUCCGCCGAGAGGACGACGCGGCCGUGAUGUCACCGGGAACCUGCCGGGAUGGGGUUUUUUGGGGGGG
This is a messenger RNA of Grus americana (Whooping crane), 1183 nucleotides long. RefSeq names its product THAP domain containing 8 (gene THAP8). The transcript is spliced from 3 exons. The record is from RefSeq and is a predicted model, not a curated record. The coding region runs from base 29 to 958 and encodes 309 amino acids. NCBI's taxonomy places the organism in Eukaryota, Metazoa, Chordata, Aves, Gruiformes, Gruidae.